AUGGGGCUGUUCAGAGCCCUCGUUCCCCUCUUAGUCCUGCACCUGCUGGGGGGCUCAAACGCGUCCCUAGUGCAGCUGAAGGACAAUGGCUAUGAAGACAUCAUCAUUGCUAUAGAUCCUGAUGUGCCAGAAGAUGGACAAAUAAUUGAACACAUAAAGGACAUGGUGACCACAGCAUCUACUUAUCUCUUGGAAGCCACAGAAAAAAGAUUUUUUUUUCAAAACGUGUCUAUAUUGAUUCCUGAGACUUGCGCAGCAAAUCCUGAAUACAGGAGGCCAGAACAUGAGAGCUACAAACAUGCUGAUGUGAUAGUUGCACCACCGAGCCUCCCUGACAGAGAUGAACCUUAUACAAGGCAGUUCACAGAAGGUGGAGAAAAAGCAGAAUAUAUUCAUUUCACCCCUGACUUUGUACUGGGCAAAAAAGAAAAUGAAUAUGGACCAUUAGGUAGGAAAUUUUGUCAAAUAUCUAAUUUUUAUCAAGCAGAUCUGACCCAGAUUAAGAUUGUUUCUCUUAGUUCUGUGAAGAAUGACAUUGGUAUUUUGAUGGAGAUUACGUUAAAUGUAUACCUCACUAUUGGUGAUAUGGCCAUGUCAGCAAUAUUAAUUCUGUCAACUCAUAAACAUGGAAGCCGCCUCAUUCGAAUGAAUUAAGCAGCAAAACUGUUCUUGAUGCAGACUGUGGAAAAUGGAUCCUGGGUAGGAAUGGUUCACUUUGACAGUACUGCAAGCAUUAAAAGUACAUUAAUACAAAUAACAGGCAACAGCGAAAAAGACACCCUGGUGAAGAGCUUGCCUACACAAGCUCUCAGAGGAACUUCCACCUACACUGGAAUUUCAAAAGCAUUUGAGGUGAUUACAAAUGCAAGCUUCCAGUUGAGUGGGUCUGAAAUACUGCUGCUGACUGAUGGGGAAGACCACACGGCGAGCGGUUGUGUUAAUGAAGUGAAAGAAAGCGGGGUCAUCAUUCAUUUUAUUGCUCUGGGACAAUCUGCAGAGCCAGUAAUCACACAGAUGAGCAUUGAAACAGGAGGGAAUCACUUUUGUGCUUCAGAUAACGCUGAGAACAAUGGACUUGAUGCUUUUGCUGCCCUCACAUCAGAAAAUGCUGGUCUCAGUCAGAAGUCCAUUUAGCUUGAAAGUAAGGGAUUAAAUCUGAACACUAGUGCCUGGAUAAACGACACUGUGACAGUUGACAGCACUGUGAGAAAGGACACUUUCUUUCUUGUCACCUACACACAGUCUCCCAGCAUUUCUCUCUGGGAUCCUAAUGGAACACUGACAGAAAAUUUCACUCAGGACACUGAUUCCCAAAUGGCCUCUCUCAGCAUACCAGGAGAUGCACAGGUGGAUUUAAUCCAUUUCACAUGGAUUUAUAACCUUCAAGCCAAAGCAAGCUCAGAAACACUCACUAUUACAGUGACUUCUCGGGCAGCAAAUUCUGCUGUGCCUCCAAUCACAGUGAGUGCUAAAAUAAAUAAAGAUACAAACACCUUCCCUAGCCCCAUGAUUAUUUAUGCAGAAGUUCAGCAAGGGUAUGUGCCCAUUCUUGGAGCCAGUGUGACUGCUGUCAUAGAAUCAAACACUGGACGCACAACAGUUUUGGAUCUGCUGGACAAUGGUGCAGAUGUUGAUGCUUUCAAAUAUGAUGGGGUCUAUUCCAGGUACUUAACAGGUUAUUCGGAAAAUGGCAGAUACAGCUUGAAAGUGCGAGCUCACGCAGCAACAAACUCUACCAGGAGAAGCUUAAAUAAUGUGCUGAGCAGAGCUGCAUAUAUACCACGCUGGGUAGUGAAUGGGGAAAUCGAAGGAAACCCACCAAGACCUGAAGCUGAUGAGAAUACUGAGACAAUUCUGGAGAAUUUCAGCAGAACAGCAUCUGGAGGUGCAUUUGUGGUAUCAGGAUAUCAAAAUAAUGCAGUCGCUGACCUAUACCCACCCAGUCAAAUCACAGACUUGGCUGCCACACCUGAAGGAGAAGAGGUCACUCUAACAUGGACAGCACCAGGAAAGGAUUUUGAUGUUGGAAAAGUUGAACGAUACAUCAUAAGGAUAAGUGGAAGCAUGAUUGACCUGAGAGACAAUUUUGAUGAUGCUCUUCAAGUUAACACGACUGACCUGGUACCAAAGGAGUUCAAAUCCAAGGAAACCUUCAUAUUGAAGCCAGGAAAUAUCUCAGAAGAAAAUGCGACCCACAUCUUCAUUGCCAUUCAAAGUGUAGACAAAAGCAAUCUGACAUCAAAAGUGUCCAACAUUGCUCAACUGGCUUUGUUUAUCCCUGUAGCAGAUCCUGGUCCUGAUGAAAGUGGUUCUAAUCCUAGUCCUGAUAAAAAUUAUCAUUCUGGAGUUAAUAUUUCUAUUCUGGUCUUGUCAGUAGUAGGGACUAUUGUAGUUGUUAGUAUUAUUUUAGGUACUACUAUUUGUAUAUUAAAAAAGAAAAACUCUUCAAACAGACCUAGAACAGGGUUUUAAAAAUCAAAAUAAUAUAAGUAAAAGGUAUCUCUGAAUUCCUAAAUUCAUCCUUAAAGUCCUGAACUACAAAAAUUAUAUUAAGAAGCCUAGAAAGGAUAUUUUGGUAGAAAUAAACACUUCACAAAUAUAUAGAGCAACUGUGAAUACUUCAUUUUGUUAAUUAUAUUUAUCAUUUUAAUUAAUUCAUUUUAAUUAUCUUUAUCAUAGUGAUGAAUAAAGAUAGUUCUUCCUAUUGA
Messenger RNA from Cavia porcellus (domestic guinea pig), 2708 nucleotides. RefSeq names its product calcium-activated chloride channel regulator 4-like. Gene Ontology annotation, cellular component: plasma membrane. The record is from RefSeq and is a predicted model, not a curated record. NCBI's taxonomy places the organism in Eukaryota, Metazoa, Chordata, Mammalia, Rodentia, Caviidae. Gene Ontology annotation, molecular function: intracellularly calcium-gated chloride channel activity.